UUCUCAGUUAUUCUGGAAUCUGUGAACUGAAUUACUGCCCUUCUCCCAGAAGAAUAGUCUACAUUUCAUCUGUGGAAGCAAGGAGCUGGACUUUCUGGCAGAAAGUAGAAGAGGAACUUUCUCUUCUCCGGAGCUGUGUGUCCUUUGGUUUCUCAAUCCUCCCCGGGCAAAGAAAGAGGAAUUUCCUGAAGAGGACUCAAGUAAAAUAAGCCAUUUCUUCUUGUCGUGGUUCUUUGAAGCUCUCCACGGCUUGAAAAACUGCGAUUGCUGUGCAGAAACUAGAAAUCACACUUUGUCUACCACAACCUUUGGAGCGAUCUCAGCAGGCAGGAAGUGAAAUGGUCUUGAAACAGAUGGGAGUGCAGCUGCUUUGACAGGACUCGGCAAGCAUUUAGGAGAACAAGAGGCCCUUCAGAAGGGGUGAAGUCUUAGUGUUUUCUCAUCUUGAAGAGCAAGACAGUGUAAAAAAAAAAAAACCAACAAAACCCAACAAUCAUCAGCAAAAUAAAAGCACCCCGAGACAUUGGAGCUGCUUGGUUGGAUGAAGUAGCUCGACCCUCACAGCCUGAGGAUCUGAAGCUGGUGGAAGAAGCGGAAAAAGAUGACUGAGGAGGUCAACCUACAUUUCCUCCAGGAACUGGAACGAGAGAUAGUCCUACAGGUCCUGUACCGUGACCAGCUGGUCCAGAAGGUUGAGGAAGAACGGAUAAGGAAGCUGAGACUGCAGCUGCAACAGCUCCGAUGGAGAGGAGCAAAGAGCGCCAGCCAGAACUACCGUCAGAGCUCCUGUGCCCGCUGCCACGGGGCGCUGGGACUGCUGAUGAACCGAGGGGCCGUGUGCCAAGGCUGCAGCCACCGUGUCUGCUCCCAGUGCCGCCUGUUCCUGGAGAACACCCGGCUGUGGAAGUGCACCGUAUGCUUCGCCGAUGGAGAUGUGAAAGCCAAAACCGGAGAAUGGUUUUUUGAGGAGCGGGCCAAGAAAUUUCCGACUGAAGGCAAACAUGAAACAACUGGCGCAAAACUGUUGAAAUCUUAUCAGAAACUAAGCAAAAUUUCAGUGGUUCCUCCCACGCCACCUCCUUUCAGUGAAACUCAGUAUGGUGCCUGCAACCAAGGGGAACUUGGCCAAACCAGAGGAUUUAAUAAGUCCAUCGAAAAUUUAUUUCUUUCUCUUACCACACACAUGAAAAAAGUCUCCCAAUCUCAGAAUGACAUGACAACCAGCAGAGGUCUACUAACCACCAAUUACAAGAGGAGUUUGGACCGGCAGAACGAGAGGAGAAGUCAAUCUGACACGGCCAUCAACUUGACCAAGCAGUAUUCUAUUUUACAGAUAGAGGCUUCACCAAAACUUCUCCAACUUAUAAAUCAAGAGGAUCCUAAAACCUCUACCAGCAUCACUUCGAAGAGGAAAGAAGAUGGGUCAUCGAGCCCUACUCACAGCACCGUCUUUUCGGGAGGCAAGAAACAUGGUAGUUUGAUCAGCCUUAACAGCACCUGUACCGAAGCGGGCAACUUCGACAAGGCUGACGUCACUGGAGAAAUAGAAUUUGCCAUCCGCUACAUCUUCAAAACCCGCACUCUGGAAGUCUGCGUCAAGGCCUGCAAGAACCUGGCCUACGGAGAAGAAAAGAAAAAGAAGUGCAACCCGUAUGUAAAGUCUUAUUUGCUACCCGACAAAUCAUCUCAAGGAAAACGGAAGACAAGUGUCAAAAAGAACACGGUGGAUCCUGCCUUCCAUGAGACUUUAAAGUAUCUCGUGGAUCAUGCCCAGCUAGUGACGCGGUUGUUGCAGAUCUCAGUGUGGCACCGAGGGACUCUCACGCGAAGGGUGUUUCUGGGAGAGGUGUUGAUUCCUCUGGCCUCCUGGAACUUCGAAGACCACAGAACUCAGGCAUUCCACUGGUAUCAGCUCAAAGCCAAGGCUGAGAGGUGUAACGACGACCCAGAUCGUUAUCCCGGACAGCUGACUCCAUGGGCGAAACCGAUCACCCUGGCUAUGGGCAGCAAGUCCCGAUCUGAGAAGCAAGGGCCAGGAGGAAGUGACCGCCCACCCCCUCCCGAUGGACAACUGUGCCUGGUGACCCUAGGUGCCAGGAAUGUACCCACGAGGUCCGAAUGUACUCUAAACUCACUUAAGGGAGGAGGAACCAGCUGACAGAUCGGACCCCCCCUACGCACAAUCAAAAGUGGCAAAAAACACUUGCCCGCCCCAAUCCGUGUGGACACAUAUUACUGUUAUACUGCAUUAAAUCAAGGGCUUCACUUAUUCCACGCAGCUUCGGGGCCACUGGGGAAAAAAGGCAGUUGGUCUUACCUAGCAGAAGGCAGAGGAGGGGCUUCAUCUCUGCCAGGGCCAGUCAGAGACUCAAAUGGCCCACAGCCAACAGAUCAUCGAGUGGAAGCACCCAUCUUCUGUCCCUCUCUCCCCUCCCAAACGUUUCACUUGGGAAAACAUACUAUGGCCAUUCGAUGUCGCCAAUGAUCUAUUUAAUGUAUAUCCGCUCGUAUCUAAUAAGUUAAAUUGAGGGUAAGUGCUGUGUAAAGAAAUAAGUUAAGUAAUUACGAGUGAUGUAAUCUGUUCUUUUUCCUUAAAAGCCACCGGGUCUUUCAUCCCUGGAGUUUUAGCGCUCACUCAGCAGGGGCUGACUGUCCCUCAGAGCUCAGUUUGCACAGGGAAAAUCUGAGCAAACACAUUCCGAGGAGGCUACUUGUGGAGAGGCAGCACUCUAAUAAACAUUUCACAGUGAAAUACCGGAUUGAAAAGUACCUCUUCUAAAGGCAAAACUUUCAACCUGAAUAGGCCCUACUCUAGAGAGCUCUUUUCAGAGAGACCCCAGGCCCAGCCCUACUGCAAUAUUUUAUUUGUGCGUUACACUUA
Tachyglossus aculeatus (Australian echidna) is the source of this 2881-nucleotide messenger RNA. It is a transcript of the gene SYTL3, whose product is annotated as synaptotagmin like 3. Gene Ontology annotation, cellular component: plasma membrane; exocytic vesicle. The record is from RefSeq and is a predicted model, not a curated record. The transcript has 16 exons. Gene Ontology annotation, molecular function: small GTPase binding; neurexin family protein binding. Lineage: Eukaryota; Metazoa; Chordata; Mammalia; Monotremata; Tachyglossidae. Bases 602 to 2158 code for a protein of 518 amino acids. Gene Ontology annotation, biological process: intracellular protein transport; exocytosis.